This is a messenger RNA of Labeo rohita (rohu), 4038 nucleotides long. It is a transcript of the gene hoxb4a, whose product is annotated as homeobox B4a. The record is from RefSeq and is a predicted model, not a curated record. The transcript has 2 exons. Lineage: Eukaryota; Metazoa; Chordata; Actinopteri; Cypriniformes; Cyprinidae. Gene Ontology annotation, molecular function: RNA polymerase II cis-regulatory region sequence-specific DNA binding; DNA-binding transcription factor activity, RNA polymerase II-specific. Bases 1099 to 1839 code for a protein of 246 amino acids. Gene Ontology annotation, cellular component: nucleus. Gene Ontology annotation, biological process: embryonic skeletal system morphogenesis; regulation of transcription by RNA polymerase II; anterior/posterior pattern specification.
GCUACAUUUCAACUUCAACGGGCAAAGAAGAUGACAUUAUAACUUUCGGUUUGUUUAUUAAUUACUGUUUGGUAGUGGAAUAUUGUAGCAGGAACGAAAAUUCUUUUUUUCCCUAAGUACUACUUUUAUUUCAGUUAAAUUUUGGUGUAGAUUUGAAGUGAGUUUAUGGUAUCACACAUAUUUUGUGAGACCUUCAAAGAAUUCGAAUUUAAAGAAAAAAAAAAGAAUUCGAAAUGAGCAAAUAUAUUUGUACAGUUUUGCACUGAUUAAUGAUUAUCUGAAUGCAGUGAUUUUUAAACAUUACUAUCAGUAAACAGCGAGAAAUAUUUGCUGCUGGCGUUAAUAGUGAAUUGAGCACAUAUAUUACUAUUCAGUGUGUGUAGAUUUGGCAUGCAGGAUAAACGCGCUGUUUGGAGUGGAAUGACUGCAGACUCCGUUUAAAUGCAGAAGGUCUCCUUUGUGAUUUAGGAGGCUUUGUAACCUGAAUUAGUUGAUGAAUUUUCUAUCGAUCUUAAACAAGCCCAGAUUCAUCUCUGACACGCUGCUCACGCCACGACCAUUCUCUCACCGUUAUUAGCGAGUGCAUUUAAGAGCUUGGCCAAGGCGAGCUUCUUGCAUCACUUUCCCCUGGUACCGCUUUUCAUGAACACUGGCCAAAAUUAAGCAGUGUUUCUGUUCGCCAAAUCUGAGCAGUUCUUUACAGAGGUGUAGUCAUGCUCUCAAUGUGCAGAUGAACUGAGAGGGACUGGGGGCGUGACUUUCUGUGCGGCUGGUAGAAUCCAGCAUGCCUUUUCGUCGUGUCUGCUUUCGCUUGUUAUUGUUUUGAUUUACUCACAUCUCAUCAAGCGCGUAGCAACGUAUGAGAAAGUAUGGAAUUUUGGACUAUGCCGAAAUGCGAGUUGAUGCGCGCGGUCUAAACUGACUAAUCCCAUUUCCUUAUCCGGGAAUCGCGAAGAUCCACGCCAUUGGCUGACGAUGUCACAUGGACCCUUAACUUUGUUCACUUGACAGAAAGUAGGAGGGUUCUACGAAACAGGAAAACGAGUAAAGGGAUACAUAUAAAUUUUAGUAUAUUUUGUGUGCAAUUCAAAGAAAUUAAUGGCCAUGAGUUCCUAUUUGAUCAACUCCAACUAUGUGGACCCUAAGUUUCCACCCUGCGAGGAAUAUUCCCAGAGCGACUACCUUCCCAGUCACUCUCCGGACUACUACAGCGCCCAGAGGCAAGACCCCUCGUUUCAGCAUGAGUCGAUCUACCACCAGCGGUCGGGCUGCGCCGACCCACCCUAUUCAUCGUGCCAGGGUUCGGGGCAGCCUGCCGCGGUCAUCUCUCCGCGAGGUCACGUUCUACCCACAACCGCACUCUCGACCCCUCUCCCAGAACCGAGCCAUCACUGCGACUCGGUAACUCCGAGCCCUCCGCCUGCCUGCGGUCAGACUCCCACUAGCCAAAACACUUCAACGGUCACUUCAAGAAAAGAUCCCGUGGUAUACCCCUGGAUGAAAAAAGUCCACGUAAACAUCGUGAGCCCGAACUAUUCAGGGGGUGAACCCAAGCGCUCACGCACAGCCUACACGCGGCAGCAAGUCCUGGAAUUGGAGAAAGAGUUCCAUUACAACCGCUAUCUGACUCGCAGACGGAGGGUGGAGAUUGCCCAUACACUAUGCCUAUCUGAACGACAGAUUAAGAUUUGGUUUCAGAACCGGCGCAUGAAGUGGAAGAAGGACCAUAAGCUUCCCAACACCAAAAUACGCAGCAGCUCUGCCAACACUAAUUCAAGCAGCGGCCCGACAUUGGGCAGCAAUCAGAACCGAGCAAGCGGACCUCCGCCAAGUCUAUAGCCCUCCACUGUUGCCCAAAACACGUACAAUUAUAAAAUCUAAUUUUCUGGAGUGUAGAACGUGGAUUUUACCCGCGUUAUGUCUCCCUACUCUACCCUGCACUCUAAUUACAGGGACAAAACACGAGGAAGAUGUGGGGGAAAGGAGCAAAGAAAAUGUUCAUCUUUUUAACACUAAAAAUGGGUGAAGACUCGAACUCAAAUGCUACUAUAGAUGGGUUGCGUUCCCAGUCUGGUUCCCAUUUUUAUCCCGCACGCCUCUCCUGCUCACUCGCCCCUUCAAUAAGCACAGAAGGCGGCAGAUAGUUUUCAGAUUUGGUGAAGAUGGAUCCGUGUUUCAUCUUUAAUCACGCCAAACUCGGCCCCAUUUGUCAUGUUUACUCUGUGGUACAAAGGAUGAACCGUAGGCCUGCCCAUUACCUCGACGUCUAGCGUUGUGCUUAAUAAAUGAGUCGCUCUGUUUUGUCAAGAAGCCUUUUCUAACUCCCUUUAUUCCCCUGGCUUAAAAUAACUAGCCGAGUGUUUUUCAACUGAUAUGAAGUUUUGUAUUUUGUAGCAAUUAGGAUAUUUUGCAUUUGCUAUUUGCAUUUCGAAUGCAAUGCCAAUGGGACUGAGGGUUUAUUGUGCGUGUGGUCCAUUUAUCGCUCAUUAAAAAUACAGGGACUUGUUUUACUCGCCUGUUUAGCGCAUUUCAGUUUAAGAACAGCAAAUUACAAUUAGUUGCUAUUCAUAUUAAAUAUAAUAUAAAAGUUCAAUGAAGCUGGACGGCUAGAUAUGCAUAACCAAAACCGGUACAACGCAAAGCAUUUUAAUGAGAGCACUGCUAAGUACUAUUUGAAUUACCUCAAUUGUAUUUUUUUGUUCUAGUUUUAUGAAGUGAUACGUUUAAGUUCUUUGGACUUAACGGCAAAUAUCUGCAAUAGCUUAUCUCAGCAUUUUGUUUGUAAGUUGAAAUGAAAUUUAAGUUAAGUGUGGCCAGGGUUGUAUAGAGAAAGGUGCGUAUAUUGCAUGAGUAAAUACACUAUAUUUUGUUUAUUCUUUAUUAUGUCACUACCACCCUCGUUUUGUUUUAUGGUACAUAGACAUGUGCACAUACCACAUUUCUCUUUCUUUCUUUCUUUCUUUCUUUCUUUCUUUCUUUCUUUCUUUCGUCAACUUUAAUUUUACAUUAUUAUUAUUAUUAUUAUUACAUUCCAAAGAUCAGUUUUCUCGCUGAUGAAUUGUAAAUUUCCCCUCUUACAUGUUUGUAUUUUGUCUUCUUUCUGCUUGUACCUUUCACUGUUUACCUUUGUUACAUGUAAAUAGCUCUAGAAAUUUAAUAAAUGGCGGAAAAGUAUAAUCUUUCUUCAUGUGUCAUGUCUUCUUGUGGAUUUUAAAGCUAGAUAUGCUUAUUUUAAAUACACAUUUCUUAUAUAGGAGGAUACCAUCGUUCUCUGUGUUCUGCUAAAAACAAUUUAAUUUCAUUUGGCUUGCCACUGCGCAUUUUCGUUAGCCUUGUAGCACUCGCCUGUCUUGAAGAUCACUGCAUAUCUCUCUAGUGAUUUAUAUCGCUGCAUUGCGAGUAAUCCUGGUACAUUACGCCUUGUAAUCUUAUUCUAAAUCACAAAACCCUUCCUUUCUGUCUCGUCUCUCCUUAAUUUAACGGUGCACAAACCCUCUGCUCAACGAUGCCGUGAAUGCGCCUAAAAAUAUGGAUCCAUGUUAGAAAAAAAAAGCAGAAGUUAAAUAGUUUCUCGGCUCGUGGGCUUUUAAUGCUUUAAUGAGUGUAAUUCUUGCACAACAGUUUCGCGACUGUUUGCCAGCGCAAGCUGUGUGUUUUUUAUAUUACAAAGGAGCGGGUCGGUGCCAUAGCUCAAACCCUGACAACCAAAUAGAUAAUCAAGAAGACAAAUGGCUUCUUUUGGAAGGCGCAGCCCUUGUAUUAAUUUUCAUUUUCUUUUCUCAGAGCAGGUAUUGAAAAUAUAGAGCCGGAGAAAAUAACAUUCCGUUUGCUGGCGUUGAACUUUACACAAAAGUAUGGCCUUAAAUUGGUCUUCUAGCAUUCCGUGGCACCGAGAAGAUUUUCUAUUACUUGCUUGUUGAUAUCAGAAAGGCAUUUUCGCCACACAGCCCGCUAAAGCCAUUUGUCUGUUUUCUCCCUUUUAUUUAUGAAAUGCUGUCUGGACAUAACGUCAAACACUUCAAAAAGCAAAAAAAAAAA